AAGAGAAAUGCUGGAAAGAGAAAAAAAAAUACAAGAAGUACCAUCAGAUGAACCCUCUCAAGAUCCUACUGAUGAAAGUUCUACUGACAGUGAUGAUGAUAGUGAAGAGUCAGUUUAUAGAGCAGAAGCAGAGCCUGUCAGUGAGGAUGAUUAUGAGGUGGAGGAAGAGGAGGAAGAGGAAGAAGUAAAGCCAAGGAAGAAACAGGCAAAGAAAGGGAAUUCAGUGAAGGCAAAGGUUGAAAAGGAGGAGCAAAAUAUGGUACUGUAUGAUGAAGGAAAGAUUGAAGGUAGGAGAAAAAAGAAAAUGAAAACGGAAAUGGUUCAAGCAAUAGAAACUGAUGAAGUUGAGGAAAUUCAGGAAGAUGAAUUUGAGGAAGAGAAAUCUUCAAAGAGAGGAGGACAUGUGAAGUUCAUUGCAUGGAUAAAAAAGAUGACAUCUACCCAAAAACAACAAGUUGUUGAUGUAGGGUUAGGAUCACUUCUUGACAUUAGUUUACCUCAACUUGAUCAAAAGUUCUGUAACUGGUUAUUGGGAAGUUUUGAAGAAAAUAGCCAGUGUUUUGAACUACCAAAGAAUGAAAAAAUAGAAAUUGAGGUAGAGGAUGUUAGGGUAGUUUAUGGCUUGCCUACAGGAGAAAUUCCAAUUGUUGAGCCAAAGUCUGAUAAAAUUAGUGAGGAGUAUGCAGAAUUUCUGAAGAAAUGGAGAAAAUCAUGGUCAGGAAAAACUCCAUCAGUGAGUCAGAUUGUGAAUGGAUACAUAAAUGAUAAAUUCACCAACAACAGACCACCAAGUGAACAUUUCAUUACUAACUUUUUAGCAGUGGCUGUGAAUUGCUUGAUGAAAUGUGUAUCAAACAAUCAAUGCCAUUUCAAAUUUCUUUAUUCUAUGAUGGACAAAGAAAACAUAAAAAAUUUGAAUUGGUGUCAGUUUGUAUAUGACUCACUUAUCAAAUGUCAUGUUGAUUGGAGAAAGCAGCAAGGCAAGGGGUUCUACAAAGGCCCUCUUCAAUUUCUGAUGUUGUUCUAUUUUGAUAGAGUUCAGAGGUUAGACAAAAGGCCUCCAAGAACAAUUCCUAUCAUAUCUGCAUGGAAUAGAGACAUGGUUCUUGAGAGGUUGAAGAUUGAAUUAGAAUUGGGAUUUGGGAGAGGGAAAAUUCUACCAAGGAUUGCUGCAGAAGUUGAAGAAAGUCCUAAGGUUUUUAUGGAUGAUUUUGUUUCCCUGGUAAAAACAACUUGUUCAAACCUGUCAAAGCUUUCUUCAAAAUUGGUGAAGGCAAAGGAUAUCUUCUCUGGAAAUGACUUGGUGAAAAAAGUUGAUGAAGUUUUAGGAAAGGUGGCAGCUAGGGAACCAUCAAUUCUAAGCCAAGAUGAAGAAUUCUUUGGCAGUGAGGAUUUCCUAAAUGCACUUGCACAAGCUGAGAAGAAUCUGAUGCAAGGGUCUGAAAAGCAAACAACUGAGAAGCAAAUGACUGGGAAGAAAUUAACCAAAAAGGGAAAGGAAAAAGAACAAGAAUAUGACAUCAGAAAAGCUUUCAGCUUGGGGUUGACUCCACCUUCUCCAGCCAUUGAAACAGGGCCCACCUCUUCAACACUUGGUGAUAUAAUUGAACAACCAAUAUUUCAACAAAUGCUGGAGAAAAGGAUGUGGGUAAAACUUCAGCAGCUUCAGAACAAAGAAUUGAAGAAUUUUCUAGAACUGACGCAGCAACUGGUUCAAAAUUUGAUGCUGACACUAGGUCAGAUAAUGAAGGAUUGCCUAGAACAGGAUCUGGUUCAGUGGUUGAUGCUGACCCUAGGUCAUAUGGUGGUGAAAAAAGUGAUGAUCCAAAAAACACAGUUGGAGGUGGAAAACAAAACAAGGAAGAUGUUUUUGAAAACAAAAAAUGAUGAAAAAGUGGAGGGGUAAAAUCCUGAAGACAUGUCUUACUAUUAGGGUUAUGUAAUUAGUAAGGAUAAAAUAUCUAGAUGGAACAAUUUAACUUAUGUUACUAUCGUGUUGUAACUUGAAACUGGAGUUUCUCAAACUAUUGUAUGUGUGAACAUUAUUUUGUUGAAUAUGUAAUAUGAAUGUGUGGUUUAUGUUAAAUCAAUAGGUUUAUGUUAAA
Molecule: messenger RNA, 2105 nt
Organism: Chenopodium quinoa (quinoa)
Lineage: Eukaryota; Viridiplantae; Streptophyta; Magnoliopsida; Caryophyllales; Amaranthaceae
Exons: 8
Coding region: 8-1906 (632 amino acids)
Source: RefSeq, a predicted model, not a curated record